Necator americanus (New World hookworm) is the source of this 1191-nucleotide messenger RNA. RefSeq lists its product as uncharacterized. The record is from RefSeq and is a predicted model, not a curated record. Gene Ontology annotation, molecular function: catalytic activity. Lineage: Eukaryota; Metazoa; Nematoda; Chromadorea; Rhabditida; Ancylostomatidae. The coding region runs from base 1 to 1191 and encodes 396 amino acids. The transcript has 3 exons.
AUGGAACAGUCGGGUCAAAACGACUCGGACCUCGGUGCAGCUUUGCGUAAGCGACUGCGCUUGAAGCGGCGCGGUGGAGCUAGCGGCUGGGAUCUAGGGGAUAGAAUCCCUGUUUCUGCUGAGCCAGGACUUACUCAUGACAUCCUUGUAUCCCGCACGUCGGUCCGGCCAAAAACCUGCAAUCAAAUGACUGGGAGGUGCAAGGGAGGCGGUUUGGAGUCGCUUCCAACAAAUAAGCUCCACAUGUCCACUCCGGGAGAACGAAAGUUCUCCCAGAAACUCAUGGGACUAGAGGCUUGCAACCUGCCCAAGGGUUUUAAAAUUUUUUACGCAAAACACAGUAAUAGAAAAGAGUCUCCUGAUUCCGGAGGAAAGCUUGGUACGGUAGCGCCAGGUGGAACGGGGUUGCUGGAGUCAUGUAGGCUACCAAAACGAAAAAGGACUAGGAUGGCGAUCUGUACUUAUAACGCACGUACGCUUGCAUCGGAAGCGGCCAUCGAAGAACUGAUGAUGCAAGCCAAGAAGAUCAAGUACGACGUCAUCGGACUGACCGAGACGAGACGACGUCACCCUCUCAACGCCGUAUAUGAAACUGGAGAAGAACUGUUCUCAGGAACAUGCGACAGUAGAGGUGUUGGUGGAGUUGGCGUCCUCGUCAACACGAGUAUGGCAAAAAACAUCGACUCUUUUGAACAACUUACGACCCGAAUCGGACGUCUGCGGAUGAGAAGAUGUGGCCCAACACCAGCUUUGAUUAUCUUCGUCGCUUACGCUCCAACAUCAAGCUACGAAGAAGAAGAAGUCGAAGCUUUCUAUAUGGACCUGGAGAAGUUCUACCGAGAAGACCAUGCCUUCUACAAGGUCAUAAUUGGCGAUUUCAACGCCAAGGUUGGCCCAAGAAGAACGCCGGAGGAACUUCACAUCGGGACCCACGGCCUACAAUGGAAUGACCAGGGGGAGAGGUUCUCCGAGUUCAUCAUGACGACUAAGACCAUCCAUGGGAACUCGCAAUUCCAGAAGCCCUCCUCUCUACGCUGGACGUGGGAGUCACUCGGUGGAGGUUCUAUACGGGAUCGGACCAUCGCCUCCUCCGAGGAAGAUUUUCCUUCACAAGGAGAGCAGAGAGAGCCGCCAAGUUCAGAAAGAGAAAUCCCAGGACUGCCAUCAACUGGGAUCUCUUCGCUACGCUAA